AUGGACCCAAAUCAGCUUCGAGUAUUGCUCGACAAAGACGGACACAAACUUGUCCAGUUGCCUACAGGCGGACGCGUCGCGGUGCCGUACGACCCACUGUACGCAGCAGAGCAAGCUGCUGCUGAAGCCGCUCGAGCCAUUGACCCACCCGACGAACUGCGGUGCAAAUACAAAAGCACGCGAUGCUUGAGCUCGCGCGCCAAGAAGCGAAACGGUGAGCUGCACAGCUUUUGUCAGAUACACCGUGAGCGUGCCAACCAAAACCAGCGCAACUCGGAACAACGUAAACGAAAUUGCAAGCAGGGAACUUAUUCAAAAGGUAUCCGACGGGCUUCACAGCGACAGGAGCACUCUGGAAAUCAAUGGGAUCCUAAUUUGAAUAACCAGGACCAGGAUAAAGACUUGGGUCUUUUCACUCUUGAAACGCCUCCUUUUCAUCUACCAGAGCCACUUCAAGGUAACGACAGCCCCCACCCAGAACCAACUUAUGAUGAACUAAAGGAGACUGCCAUGCUACUUAGCUUUCCCGAUCACGACCGCGAGUGA
This is a messenger RNA of Peronospora belbahrii, 546 nucleotides long. The record is from the annotation of a GenBank genome assembly. Lineage: Eukaryota; Oomycota; Peronosporomycetes; Peronosporales; Peronosporaceae.